Messenger RNA from Scedosporium apiospermum, 2076 nucleotides. RefSeq names its product Acetolactate synthase. The record is from RefSeq and is a predicted model, not a curated record. Lineage: Eukaryota; Fungi; Ascomycota; Sordariomycetes; Microascales; Microascaceae. Gene Ontology annotation, cellular component: acetolactate synthase complex; mitochondrion. The coding region runs from base 1 to 2076 and encodes 691 amino acids. Gene Ontology annotation, biological process: L-valine biosynthetic process. Gene Ontology annotation, molecular function: flavin adenine dinucleotide binding; magnesium ion binding; acetolactate synthase activity. The transcript has 5 exons.
AUGCUCCGAGGUCGCCACGCUGUUACCGCUCUGCGGGCUACUGCCCAGCCUGCAGCAUCACGAUCUUUCAUUUCUUCUUCAGCUGUAGCAGCCGUAUCCCCACCCAGGAAACCUGUUUCUGGGACGAGGAGACAUACCACUGCUACUUCCAAUGCUUCCCGUGCCCGCCCAACUCCCAGCCCUUCUUUCAAUAUCGAGUCGAAAGACAGGAGCCAUGUUCAACCUCUCGUUAACCCUCGUCCGACGGAGAUGGACGAGUCCUUUAUUGGGAAGACCGGCGGAGAAAUCUUCCACGAGAUGAUGUUGAGGCACGGAGUGAAGCAUAUUUUUGGAUACCCCGGAGGCGCUAUUCUACCAGUUUUUGAUGCCAUUUACAACUCAAAACACUUCGAUUUCAUUCUCCCGAAACAUGAGCAGGGUGCCGGUCACAUGGCUGAGGGUUACGCAAGGGCGAGUGGAAAGCCUGGUGUUGUCCUCGUCACCUCUGGUCCCGGAGCGACCAACGUCAUCACUCCCAUGCAAGACGCCUACUCGGACGGUACUCCCAUGGUCGUUUUCUGCGGCCAGGUCGUCACCACCGCCAUCGGCAGCGACGCCUUCCAAGAAGCUGACGUUGUCGGUAUCUCUCGCGCCUGCACGAAGUGGAACGUAAUGGUCAAGUCCGUUGCCGAGCUGCCCCGUCGAAUCAACGAAGCUUUCGAGAUUGCCACCUCCGGCCGCCCCGGCCCCGUCCUCGUCGAUUUGCCCAAGGACGUUACCGCUGGUAUCCUCAGGAAGGCUAUCCCCACCGACGUUGUCAUCCCCUCCUUGAGCGCCGCGUCCAAGGCCGCCCUCGAGCUUAGCCGCCAGCAGCUUCGCUCCUCCAUCCAGCGAGUCGCCGAACUCGUCAACAAGGCGAAGCGACCUGUUAUCUAUGCCGGACAGGGCGUAAUCCUUUCCGAGGGAGGUCCUGAGAUUCUGAAGGAACUUGCGGAUAAGGCGUCUCUCCCCGUGACCACCACUCUUCACGGCUUGGGUGCCUUUGAUGAGCUCGACGAGAAGUCCCUUCACAUGCUUGGUAUGCAUGGUGCUGCCUACGCCAACAUGGCCGUGCAGGAAGCCGAUCUCAUCAUUGCUCUCGGUGCCCGUUUCGACGACCGCGUUACUCUGAACGUCUCCAAGUUCGCUCCCGGUGCCAAGGCGGCUGCGGCCGAGGGCCGUGGUGGAAUCGUCCACUUCGAAAUUAUGCCCAAGAACAUCAACAAGGUCGUGCAAGCCACCGAAGCCGUCGAGGGUGACGUUGCCACCAACCUCCGCCAGCUCCUCCCUCUCGUAAACCCCAAGACUAAGGAGGACCGCAAGGAAUGGUUCGACAAGAUCAACGCCUGGAAAAAGAAGUGGCCCUUGUCGGAUUAUGAACGUGCAGAGCGUGCCGGUCUCAUCAAGCCCCAAACCCUCAUCGAGGAACUCAGCAACCUCACCGCCGACAGGAAAGACACCACCUUCAUCUCCACUGGUGUCGGCCAACAUCAGAUGUGGACAGCCCAGCACUUCCGAUGGAGGUAUCCUAGGACUAUGAUCACCUCUGGUGGUCUCGGAACCAUGGGUUACGGUCUGCCUGCUGCCAUUGGUGCCAAGGUAGCGAGGCCCGAUGAUCUAGUCAUCGACAUUGACGGUGAUGCCUCUUUCAACAUGACUCUGACUGAGCUGUCGACUGCCGCUCAGUUCAAUAUUGGCGUCAAGGUUAUCGUUCUGAACAACGAGGAGCAGGGCAUGGUGACGCAAUGGCAGAAUCUCUUCUACGAGGAUCGGUACGCGCACACCCACCAGAAGAACCCCGACUUCAUGAAGCUUGCGGACGCCAUGGGUGUUCAGCACAGGUGUGUUUCGAAGCCCGACGACGUUGUUGAUGCCCUCAAGUGGCUCAUCAACACCGAUGGCCCCGCCCUUUUGGAGGUGAUUACGGAUAAGAAGGUCCCUGUCUUGCCCAUGGUGCCGGCUGGCAAGGGUCUUCACGAGUUCCUUACGUGGGAUAGUGAGAAGGACAAGGCGCGACGCGAGCUGAUGAGGCAACGAACCUGUGGUCUUCACGGAUAA